GAAAAUUUUCAUCUUCAUAUCCUCAUCGAACAAAAUAUUUAUUUUAAAGAAUAAAAUUUCUUCUUCAAAAAAAUCAUUUCAUAAUGAACAAACUUUUGUAUUUGACUUUUUUAGCCUAUAUUUUCUUAUUCACUGUUACCAUCUCUUCCGCCUCACCCACCCUUAAUAAAAGGUGGUGUGAGUGCACAACGGCGUUUGCGAAUUUUAACAGUACUCACCUCUCAGGUCCUUUCAGAGGUACCGUUACGUAUUUUCAACACGAAGACGGCAGAACUACCGUUUUUGGCGCUUUCUCUAAAGGUUUCCGACAUGGUUGUCAUUACAAUUUUACGAUUGUUAAAAACAAUAAAGUCAUCUUUGAUCUCACAAAGGGAUUAAAUGUACAAAUUAAUAAGGAUGGUUCUACUCGUCCUUUCAAUCAUACAUUUAGCGAUCUUCAACUUACUUGUGGCAGCCAUCCUGUUCUUGACCCAUAUACAAUGGUUCAGGGUAACGGUGAAAAUGGUGCGGCAAACUUUUAAAUAUACUAUUGUACAACGUUGGUUUGUUUGUUGGGGUAUAGAUGAUUUAUUUGUUACAUAGAGCAUGCCUUAAUAUCCCCCUAACAAAUUCGAGAAUAUAAUGCAAUAACAAAAAUACAUUUUAAUUUUAUUAUCGAGGACGGAUCUUUUAUUACCACGAAUUUUUAAUUCUAUCUUCUACAUUAUGAAAAUUUUUCUACUUGUAAUGUGUACUGUAGCAGAAUUUAUAUUAAAAAAGUCUCGUACUUAAUGGAAUUUAUAAUGAAAUAAAAUAAAAUUAUGUCCCUGUUAACCACAUGUUAAUUUUAAAAUUGUGUCAGGUCAAUUUAAACAAGUAAAAUUAUUUAAAACAUUCAUAAUU
Molecule: messenger RNA, 882 nt
Organism: Rhizophagus irregularis DAOM 181602=DAOM 197198
Lineage: Eukaryota; Fungi; Glomeromycota; Glomeromycetes; Glomerales; Glomeraceae
Source: RefSeq, a predicted model, not a curated record